UAAUACGUGAUGGUCGAUCCCAAAAAUCAUCAUCAAUUAGUGUUCUUCUCUUGGUUAGAAAGAAAGGGAAACCCCAUGGUCAAAGGACACUAGCAGGCCAUCGAGGGGCUUGAGACACCUGGCCACCCCUUUGUGUUGGCUUGCAGUGCCUUCACUUAGGAAAGAUUUAUCAGGCUAUCCACACGCUCUAUUGGGUAGAACCCUUUGUAAUGUUUUUUGUGAAAUGGUAACUUAGUUUCUCUAGUCACUGUGAUACUCUAACCAAUUUAAUUCUACAGCGCAACCUUUUUUUUUUCUAGUUAUUAAAUUACUAUUGAUUUAAUAUUAUAAUUAUACACAACUCUAAUACGAUUCCAAAAUUUUGAUUAGAAAGCCCAAUUCUUUGGGUGGAUACUAAAUUUCAUUUUCAAUUUAUGUCGUAAAAUAUAUGAUUAUAUAAAUAUAAUUGAAACAAUUAUGUUAAGUAAGGGUGGUUUAGGACUUAAAAGCCCUCCAAUUAAUACAAGAGUGGGAUUAAGCAAAUUGCUCCCAUACCAAGACUAACGUUCGACCACAACCCAAAUCACAGAUUAUAUUAUCCUAAUCUUUUUUUGGCUUAAACCAUUCAGAUUGUAGUGGUAAGCAACAAUUUCAAAAAAUAUUUUAUAUUUUUGGGUACCAUGGGUUUGAAAAAAGUACGCAAAUAUGGGCAAAAGUAGAAGCUUGUCUUUCGGGAAUUUGAGGUGGCUAAUGUAUGGUUUGAAACUUGAUGGACCCCACCCCCAAACUCUACCUCUUUGAAGGCCACCUACAUCCACAUUCUUCCAUCCAAUCCUUCCUCGGUCUUCUCCGGCACACCCGCAAAAGUACAGCGUGCAUACCUUCCAAAUAGCCCGUCACCUUGCCCUUAUUCAUGUUGAUAUCAACCUUAUUGUCUUCAGUAAGUGUCUCUUCAAUUCAAAUCUUGGGUUUGGUUGACUUCCAUACAGAGUUAGACCAUCAAUGCCAGGCGCCAUCCAUGUUUCAGUUCUGGACUUCAAGGAUCUUCCAUCUUCAUCAAUUUUAGUGAAGGUUUCCAUGGGGAAAAGAGAAUAUCAAACAUGGGACAAGGGCGAAUUCUCUUUUACAGCCCGUUGACAACCCUUCGUGACAAUGUGACUAUUACACUUUGGGAUGUUGAGGGGAACGAAAUGUCACACAGAGUUGUUCAAACCUUGUUGGUUCUGGAAAAAGGUUCCUGGGAUGAUUUUAUUCCCCUUGAAGGAGGGGGACAGGUGCAUAUGAAUAUGCAGUUUGUCCUCAGUGAAGAAGAGCGCAAUCGGAUUCGUAGCAUGAGAGAAUCUGCAAUGAAGAAGAAAUAUGGUGAACAGCUUAGUAGCGGUCUUAGAUGUUCAGAGAUGGCUAGUUCUGCUGGUGGUAUUCUUGUGUCUUCUUCAUUUGCAAGCAUUGAGGUCUCAGGCUGUUGCACUUCUACUGAAAAGGCCUUGAUGUUGAGUGGUCUGUCUUCUCAAGAUUCGCUGAAAUGUGGGACACACAAUGAGGUGGUGAGCAAUAGAGAUCUAUCUGCUGGCGUAUUGUCCAAUUCAAAACAUGAUGCUGGGAAACACGAACGAAAAUUUCCUGUUACCCAAAUUUUCAGAAAUGAUACAGAUGGAAGUGAAGAGACUUCAUCUACAGCCUGUGUGUCAAAAAGAAGGAAUGUGCAUCUAGGUGAGAUAAAUCACAGUAACUCAGUUGAGCAAAUUGGAACCUGGUCAUUCCAUCUUGAUGAUCCUGAAAGACAUGUUUAUUUUCAAGAUACUCCCUCAACUACAGAGAAGACUUCAGUUGCCUCCAUCCUGAAGAAUUGGCAGGCCGAUCAACUGGAGAAGCAGGAACCACUUGAGAAAACUUCUAGCAAUGUAAGGAAGGUAAUAAGUGCCUUUGAAAGUAGUCUAGCUAAGGAUAUGAGAGUUGGAAUGAAACCAUCGCCUUCAAAAUUGCAUUCUGAUAAAGUUGGACCAGAAGCUCACAUUGAAGUAGAUUUGAAAAAAAUAAAUCAGCCGGGCAAACUGCCUUCUGGAAGGCUCAAGAACCCUUUUCUAACUGGGGAGUUGCAACAUAUCCAGGUAUACAAAACAUUAAGGGAAGAUUCACACGGGAGCAAAUUUUCUCAGGAUUCUGGGCAGUUGAAGGAGCCAAGUGCAAUACAGAUUGAACCGAUGACAAAGCACAAAAAGCCACUCGAACAUUUGGUGAGAAUACCUGAAGUUGAAGCAACUACAGUUUCACAAAGCAUGGAUAAGGGGCGAUCCUUUCCGGCUAACCAGCUAGGUUCAAGUAGUGGUACAUUUAUGGAGGGGAAUGCAAUUGACAUUCGCCCAACUGAUUCACACGAAAUUUAUACCUUAGGAUCUUCGGAGGAUAAAUUGAAGUCAGCAGCUUUUUUUGAAAAUGAUAAUCUUUCUUCUGAAAUCUAUGAUACCUGGAUAUUUCCAGAUCAUGCCAAAAGAUUAUGUAUAACAACUGGAAGCAAACAAAUAAUGGAUUUAGUAGGAAGCUGUGGGAUUCAAGAAAGGGUUCAUAAAAGCGAGCAGAGAUGCCAAUUUCCAGAAAAUGUGGAGAAGUUUUCAAGCCACAAGGAGGUGAAGAAAGGUGGCAGAACUUCUCCCGAGUUGAGAAAAUCAACAUUUGAGAGUUCUCUGGAAGAUGAAACUGCUCGUGGACCAAUGGGACAGGCAAUAAAAGUUGCAAUAAUGAUAGCUUUCGGCACACUUGUUCUUCUUACAAGACAAAGAAAACCCAGAUAAGAGCUCGUUUAUGGGAUUGAAUACAACUCGUCUCUUCACCACCCGCAGGGCCAGAACAGUUUCUCUUAAUUUCUUUUUGUUGCAUUUAGUAGAACAUCGACAAACAAGCUCUGCAGGGUUGCUUAUGCAGAUUGUUCUGUUGUAAAUUUCAGUCACAGUGAUUUUUAUUUGUAUUAUAUUUUAACUAUUUUUAUAUUAAAAUUUAUAUUUAUAAAAAAAAUCUUAUAUUCUUUUAA
Molecule: messenger RNA, 3004 nt
Organism: Diospyros lotus (date-plum)
Lineage: Eukaryota; Viridiplantae; Streptophyta; Magnoliopsida; Ericales; Ebenaceae
Exons: 12
Coding region: 1080-2768 (562 amino acids)
Source: RefSeq, a predicted model, not a curated record